This is a messenger RNA of Anastrepha ludens (Mexican fruit fly), 2604 nucleotides long. RefSeq lists its product as uncharacterized. The record is from RefSeq and is a predicted model, not a curated record. NCBI's taxonomy places the organism in Eukaryota, Metazoa, Arthropoda, Insecta, Diptera, Tephritidae. Bases 1 to 2460 code for a protein of 819 amino acids. Gene Ontology annotation, molecular function: calcium ion binding. Gene Ontology annotation, biological process: negative regulation of protein sumoylation. The transcript has 2 exons.
AUGGUAAGCAAAAUCAGAUUCCUAGUGAUUGCAUUUGCUGUGAUAACAGUUGUUGGAGCGGCUACUUUGCCGGCCGACUAUCUGCCACCAGUUGUGGAUAACAUUUUGCCUGUACAGGAAUAUUUAGCACCAGCCAAAGAAGUAGCUGAAGACCAAACAGUAGUGGGUGAUGAUGGAUAUCGUUAUAAGGCUGUAUAUCGGCUCAAACUUCGCCAUCGCCGUGAUGUAAACGAACUUCCUCAAAAUGAAUAUCUACCACCCGCUGAAGAGGCUAAAGAAAGUGUGGCUAUUGAAACCGCGGAGCCCAGUGAUGAAGUUAAAACUGACUUAGCUGAUGAUGGUUAUCGUUACAAAGUUGUUCGUCGCUUGAAAUACCGUAAGCGUCGGGAUGCUGAUGAGCUCCCACAGAACGAAUAUCUCCCACCUAACGAAGUAGCUCAAGAAGCGGAAGUUGCAGAAGCUGCUGAAUCCGUUGUCACAGAAGCUGCUGAACCCACUGCUGAGGAGCAAACCGAAUUAGCUGGUGAUGGUUACCGAUACAAAGUGGUUCGUCGCUUGAAAUACCGUAAGCGCCGUGAUGUUGAUGAACUCCCACAGAAUGAAUAUCUUCCACCUAACGAAGAAGCCCAAGAAACCGCGGUCGCAGUAGCUGAUGAACCCGCUGCUGAGGAGCAAACUGUGUUGGCUGAUGAUGGUUACCGUUAUAAAGUUGUUCGUCGCCUGAAAUACCGUAAGCGCCGCGACGUUGAUGAACUCCCACAAAACGAAUAUCUCCCACCUAACGAGGAAGCCCAUGAAGCGGAAGUUACAGAAGCUGCUGAAACCGCUGUCGAAUCCGCUGCUGAGGAGCAAACUUUGUUGGCUGAUGAUGGUUACCGUUACAAAGUUGUUCGUCGCCUGAAAUACCGUAAGCGCCGUGACGUUAAUGAACUCCCACAAAACGAAUAUCUCCCACCUACCGAGGAAGCCCAAGAAACCCCUGUCGCAGUAGCUGAUGAACCCGCAGCUGAGGAACAAACCGAACUAGCUGAUGAUGGAUACCGUUACAAAGUGGUUCGUCGCCUGAAAUACCGUAAGCGUCGCGACGUUAAUGAACUCCCACAGAACGAAUAUCUCCCACCUACCGAGGAAGCUCAAGAAGCGGAAGUUGCAGAAGCUGCUGAAGCCGCUACCGAAUCUGCUGCCGAAGAACAGACCGAAUUAGCUGAUGAUGGUUACCGUUACAAAGUGGUUCGUCGCUUGAAGUACCGUAAGCGUCGUGAUGUUAAUGAACUCCCACAGAACGAAUAUCUCCCACCUACCGAGGAAGCUCAAGAAGCGGCAGUUGCAGAAGCUGCUGAAGCCGCUACCGAAUCUGCUGCCGAAGAACAGACCGAAUUAGCUGAUGAUGGUUACCGUUACAAAGUGGUUCGCCGCUUGAAGUACCGUAAGCGUCGUGAUGUUAAUGAACUCCCACAGAACGAAUAUCUCCCACCUACCGAGGAAGCUCAAGAAGCGGAAGUUGCAGAAGCUGCUGAAGCCGCUACCGAAUCUGCUGCCGAAGAACAGACCGAAUUAGCUGAUGAUGGUUACCGUUACAAAGUGGUUCGUCGCUUGAAGUACCGUAAGCGCCGUGAUGUUAAUGAACUCCCACAGAACGAAUAUCUCCCACCUAACGAAGAAGCCCAAGAAGCGGAAGUUGCAGAAGCAGCUGAAGCCGUUGAAGCCGCUACCGAAUCUGCUGCCGAAGAACAGACCGAAUUAGCUGAUGAUGGUUACCGUUACAAAGUGGUUCGUCGCUUGAAGUACCGUAAGCGUCGUGAUAUUAAUGAACUCCCACAGAACGAAUAUCUCCCACCUACCGAGGAAGCUCAAGAAGCGGAAGUUGCAGAAGCUGCUGAAACCGCUACCAAAUCUGCUGCCGAGGAACAGACCGAAUUAGCUGAUGAUGGUUACCGUUACAAAGUUGUUCGUCGCUUGAAGUACCGUAAGCGUCGUGAUGUUGAUGAGCUCCCACAAAACGAAUAUCUCCCACCUAACGAAGAAGCUCAAGAAGCGGAAGUUGCAGAAGCUGCUAAAACCGCUACUGAAUCUGCUGCCGAAGAACAGACUGAAUUAGCUGAUGAUGGUUAUCGCUACAAAGUUGUUCGUCGCUUGAAAUACCGUAAGCGCCGUUAUGUUGAUGAACUCCCACAGAACGAAUAUCUCCCACCUAGUGAGACAAUUCAAGAAACAGCUAUUGCUGAAGUCACAGAGACCGUACCAGAAGAUGCUUCCAUUUUGGCUAAUGACGGUUACCGCUACAAAACAGUGCGUCGAUUAAAAUAUCGUCAGCGACGUGAUGUGAGUGAACUCCCCGGUAGUGAGUAUUUACCACCAACGGAGGAAGGUCAAGCGGUGGCGGAGCAACAACCUGAAGAGGAAACGGCUGUGCUCGCUGACGAUGGCUAUCGAUACAAAUCCGUGUAUCGCCGUCAUUAGGGAAAUAAUCUCAUGUCAUCUUAAGAUAGGAAAUUCGUAAAAGCUAUUAUUCAUGUACAUAUAUACAGGCACAGGUAUUCACAUUAGAUUUGAAGGAAAGAAUGGAAAAACGAAAAAACAUAAAAGCAUAAAAAUUAAAUACAU